AGAUAAUGACUGAAGUUGAGGCUGCUACCGAAAAACGACUUCAGUUUGAAGACAACGAAAGGGUUCUGUGUUAUCAUGGACCUCUUUUAUACGAAGCAAAAGUUCUAGACAAACAAUGGAUGGAAGAAGGGACUGAACAUCCAGGUCCUCAUUACUUGAUUCAUUAUAAAGGCUGGAAACAAACCUGGGAUGAAUGGGUACCUGAAACACGCGUAGUUCGAUGGAAUGAGCCGAACUUAAAGAUGCAACGUCAACUUAAAGAUCUAUAUAAUGUCCAUAAGACUUCCCGCGGAUCGUCCGCAUCGGCAAGCGAUUCAUCAGGCCCUGAACCCUACAAAGGACAAAAACGUAGCCGAGGAUCAAGCUUAGAAAAAGAAGAGGAUUAUUUGAAUAAGCCAGAAGUCAGACUUGAUAUUCCAGAUACUCUUAAAGGCCAAUUGGUAGAUGAUUGGGAGAAUGUGACUAAGAAUCAACAGCUGGUUACUUUACCAAGGAACCCAACCAUAAAUGAAAUACUGGAAAGUUACAGAAUAUACAAAAAAGAAAAGAGAAGUGGCCGAGAGAUAACUGAGGAUUUAUUGGAGGAAGUAAUGCAGGGUAUUCGUACAUACUUUAAUAAAGCAUUGGGAAAUAUGCUUUUAUAUCGUUUCGAACGUCAUCAGUAUGCCGAGACUCGCAAGACCUACCCACAAAAGGAGAUGGUUGAUAUUUAUGGCGCAGAGCAUUUAUUGCGAUUGUUUGUACAAAUGCCUACACUUAUUGCGCACACAGACAUGGAUUCAAACGGUGUAAUAGUGCUUACCGAAUGUUUGGCUGAUAUCUUAAAAUUUAUGCAAAAAAACCAAAAACAUAUAUUUAUGAGCCAGUAUGAGAACGCAAGCCCUGAUUAUGUACUACUCACCAACAACAGCUAGCCUGUUGGUAAACAGCACGAAAUAUCGGGUAGAUAUUUUUAACUUAUAUCUCCCUCCUAAUUUUUUUUCAUUUAUUGUGCUUAUCUUGUUGAAAUCCAUAGCCAUUUUUUGUAUGUAUAUCACUCUUUCACUCUUUGUCUCUUGCAUUAUAUAAACACUCCUUUACGAUAGUUUAAUAAUAAAAUAUCUUGAGCUCUACGUAAAGC
This is a messenger RNA of Phycomyces blakesleeanus NRRL 1555(-), 1120 nucleotides long. RefSeq lists its product as hypothetical. The transcript has 8 exons. The record is from RefSeq and is a predicted model, not a curated record. NCBI's taxonomy places the organism in Eukaryota, Fungi, Mucoromycota, Mucoromycetes, Mucorales, Phycomycetaceae. The coding region runs from base 6 to 914 and encodes 302 amino acids. Gene Ontology annotation, cellular component: NuA4 histone acetyltransferase complex; Rpd3S complex; nucleus. Gene Ontology annotation, biological process: regulation of DNA-templated transcription; chromatin organization.